CAUUUCCAACUCCUUAACAGAUACAAUUAUGCUGAAGCUAGUUAUCGUCUGCCUGCUGUUCGCUGUCCAUACUCGCAGUCAACUACCCAAAAAUGAGCAGUAUCCGCCACUUUUCGAAGACUUGUUGAAUGUUCUGCAAGAAAAUCUAGCUUACGUGAACCGUCAGACACGGGACGAACGGUUCGGGCUGGCCGAAUACGAUUUUAUCAUUGUCGGCGCAGGUUCCGCCGGAGCAGUGGUAGCCAAUCGAUUGUCAGAAGUACCCACGUGGGACAUUUUGUUGAUGGAAGCCGGUGACGAAGAGCAAUUCUUAAUGGACGUUCCUUUGUUAGCCAAUAUGUUACAAUUCACAGAUGCUAAUUGGAAGUAUAAGACUAUGCCAUCGAAAAGCUAUUGCUUAGGUCAUGUAAAUAAACAAUGCAAUUUUCCGAGAGGAAAAGUUAUGGGAGGAUCAAGCAUAUUAAAUUACAUGAUAUACACCAGAGGUCACAGAAAAGAUUAUGAUGCAUGGGCUGAUUUAGGAAAUGUUGGUUGGAACUCAGAUGAAGUUUUAAAAUAUUUUCUUAAAUCAGAAGAUGCAAAUAUCACCCUUCAAGAUCAUGGUUUUCAUCAAAAGGGAGGCCUCCUCUCGGUAACAGAAGCACAAUACAAGAGUAAGCUAGCAAAAGCAUUUGUUCAAUCAGGAUAUGAAUUAGGAUAUCCUGUAAGAGAUUUAAAUGGAAAUAGUCAGAUAGGAUUUAAUUUUCAUCAACUAACAAUGAAAAAUGGAUUAAGGCAUAGUACCAAUGUAGCAUUCCUUCAACCAAUACGUAAACGAAAAAACUUGUUUGUAAAAAAAAAUUGCCAUGUAACUAAGAUAUUAUUCGAUGAAACUAAACUUAAGGCAAUAGGAGUAGAAUACUAUAAAGGGAAGAAUAAAUACAGAGUUUUUGCACGAAAAGAAGUAAUAGUUUCAGCUGGAGCUAUUAAUUCUCCCCAAUUACUUAUGUUAUCAGGAAUUGGACCAAAAGAUCACUUAACAUCAAAAGGAAUUAAUGUUAUACAAGAUUUACCAGUGGGUCGUAAUCUAAUGGAUCAUGUAGCAUUGGGUGGUUUAACAUACAUAGUCAAUGACACAAGUUCAAUAACAACCAAUAGAAUUUUAGAAAAUCCUUUCAAUUUACAUGAAUAUAUGAUGUAUCACAAAGGACCAAUAGCUAUACCGGGAGGUACAGAAGCACUGGCACUUUUUGACUUAGAUCAUCCAAAUGAUGUUAAUGGCCAUCCUAAUCUUGAACUAUUAUUUAUAAAUGGAGCUGUGAGCUCAGAUGAAACACUCAGAAAAUCAUUUGGAAUUGAUGAUAAAGUAUAUAAUCGUGUUUUUAAAAAAACUGAACAAAAAAAUGCAUUCAUGAUAUUUCCUAUGAUCAUGAGACCAAAAAGCAAGGGAUGGAUAGAAUUAAAAGAUCGUAACCCAUUUCGAUACCCAGCAAUUUAUCCAAAUUAUUUUUCUGAUGAAAAAGAUCUGGAUAUAAUAGUGGCCGGUGUAAGAAUAAGUGAACAGUUAUCAAAAAUGAAAACCAUGAGAAGUUUUAAUGCUAAAUUAUGGGAUAUUCCUAUACUCGGUUGUGAACAUCUUCAAUUUAAUUCAGACAAUUAUUGGAAAUGUGCAGCCAGACACCUAACAUUUACCAUAUAUCAUUUGUCAGGAACAUGUAAAAUGGGACCAACUAAAGAUCCUACAGCUGUGGUAGACUCAAGAUUAAGAGUUCAAGGAAUUAAAGGACUAAGGGUAAUUGAUGCUUCAAUAAUGCCUGAAAUAAUAUCAGCACACACAAAUGCACCAACUAUCAUGAUUGCUGAAAAAGGAUCAGACUUAAUUAAAGAAGAUUGGGGUGUAAUUAUUUGAAUUUGAUUAUUUAAAAUAAAUUAUCCAUAAACCAUUGUCUGUGAUAAACAUAAUGAACUAUUCUGUGGAUUAAAUAUAAAUUUUAAAUAUACUAUAAGUUUAAGUAUAAUUGUAAAUGCUUUUAAAUGAACACUUUAUUUAAAUGUAAUAAAAAAAAGAAGAAAAAAUUAUAUUUUU
This is a messenger RNA of Sipha flava (yellow sugarcane aphid), 2065 nucleotides long. RefSeq names its product glucose dehydrogenase [FAD, quinone]-like. The coding region runs from base 29 to 1888 and encodes 619 amino acids. The transcript has 4 exons. Gene Ontology annotation, molecular function: flavin adenine dinucleotide binding; oxidoreductase activity, acting on CH-OH group of donors. NCBI's taxonomy places the organism in Eukaryota, Metazoa, Arthropoda, Insecta, Hemiptera, Aphididae. The record is from RefSeq and is a predicted model, not a curated record.